Molecule: messenger RNA, 3441 nt
Organism: Exophiala spinifera
Lineage: Eukaryota; Fungi; Ascomycota; Eurotiomycetes; Chaetothyriales; Herpotrichiellaceae
Exons: 6
Coding region: 1-3441 (1146 amino acids)
Biological process (GO): negative regulation of glycogen biosynthetic process; protein phosphorylation; intracellular signal transduction
Cellular component (GO): nucleus; cytoplasm; cytosol
Molecular function (GO): ATP binding; protein serine/threonine kinase activity
Source: RefSeq, a predicted model, not a curated record
AUGACCCACGAUGGACAAGACAGCCAUGGAAACAACCCGCCUCCCGUAUCGCCCGUGCUCAGAUCAAGCACACUGGACGUCCAGCCAUUACGGAUCCCAAAGAACAAGAGCACGUCGAAUCUACCGCUGGCUGGCAACGAUGCGUCCGUAUUUCCUUCGUUCAAUCCCCGGACGCGCUUUUCCUUUGACGCUGGGACGGCGCAGGAGAUAAGCAAUCUGAAGAGGGCCACGCGUUUUGACCAUGACCUCGGAAAGUCCGGCCUGCGAAGAAUCAGAAGACUGGGCCCUUCACUGCGGGCGCCCUCUUUGGUCUUGGGAGAUGGCGACUUUCUCGCCUCACCCAUAGAGCGCUCAAAGACCAUGCCGAUGUCUGGUUCUUCAUCUCGAUCCGUUUCGACCGGACAGCUGCUAAGCGGUCCAACGUCCCCUGUCAUUGAGGACCUUCACCGUUUCCCGUCGGAGUCAUUGCACUCAUUCUCCUUUGCCAAACAAUCGGAAGAGUUUCUCCAUAGCAGACAAAACAUACUGCAAAGGUCGGUGGAUUUCGUGCGAGAUCGGUCUCAAUGGGCCGCAAACCCUGCCCUGGCUGACGCCCAAGCACGAGCCAGCGGGAACGUUGAGGUACAAGGAAUGAUGGCCCUCCUCAAAAAGGCCAAUCUCAUACCAGUUGAUACUGGUCGUGCCAACUCUCGAGGAGUUGGAGCAGGGCCUCUCACGGGUCCGGCUCAUCACGACGGACGCAAUAUCUUCGAGAAGAGCUUCAGCCAGGAAUUGGAACAUGCCCAAAAACAGGCCGGGGUACAAUAUGCAGAAGACCAAAGCGCUGGGCGCAAAUAUUCGAUUGACGAUGACGAGGACGAAGAGGCCUUACGGGAGCCAGAUCUAGAGAUGAGAAUACCUCCAUCACGGUCGGAUUCUAUGAGCGCCCCGCGCCGAACAGCUCUUCGGAGGACAUAUACUGACGUGCAUUCUGUGUCUCUCCAGCAGAAGUUGAUAGAGGCUCUUGCACAGCCUUACUCAACCGACGAGGUCUCUUACCCUCAAGGCGCCACGACAAUGUCCAGAACCAGCGUUCCUCCUACACCCUCGGUCGCCAAUCCACCAAACGUGCACAGCCACAGUAGCAAAUGGUCGCCAACCCAUCAAGCUGUGUUUCGAACCGAAGGGGAUGCUCCCUGGACUAUUCUAGCUGCCAACGACUUGGCCUGCCUCAUCUUCGGCAUCUCAAGAGCCGAGGUCCGUUCUCUUAGCAUCUUGGGGAUCAUCCAAGAAGAACGAAGGCAUUGGCUAGAGACAAGGCUCGCUCGCCCCGAAGAACCUGCAGAGAGCAUACGUCCCACAACCUUCAAGAAUGGAACAGGAAGUGGUAGCAUGUCGUCGAUCGGGUCAAAGAGCGGUAUUACUGCUAGACUGCUGAGUAAAGCUCCCUCUAGAGCUAACAAAUCUUCAGACAAAAGAGCAAAGACGGUUGACGGCUCUGGUGGUUAUAGCCGGUCCAAAUCCAAUAAUCACCCGCCUACCAAAUCCCGAGGCGUUCUUCUUUGUGGCGAUAUCGUGCCUGUCCAGAGGCGCGACGGCACCAAAGGCGCUGCAAGCUUCUGGGUCAUGGAGAAGAGAGGCGGUCUCAUCUGGGUAGUAGAAGAGAUCGCGGAGGAUGUUGCGUAUGUGAACGUGGAUGAUGACGGCACAGUUAAAGGCGCUUAUGGGGACACCGAAGCCAUAUGGGGACAAUCGAAUCUUGAAGGUGCUCCUCUGCAGAGCCUGCUUCCCAAGUUCCCUUUGAACACUAUGAACUCAUCUGAAAAGAUACAUCCAGGGUAUUAUACGGCUCGAACCGUUGACCAUUUCAACGUUCCCACAACAGUGGAGAAGUCACCUACGGAAAAUCAACUGCGAGUUUCGAGCCUGCCACACAUCGCGGGCGUGAUGGUACUCAAUCCCGCCAACCUCAAGAUCAGUAGUUCUAACAACAUCUUUGCCGCCGCAUUGUUUGGCUAUGAAAAGCCCGAAGGCCUGGAAUUUACCAGCCUAAUCCCAAACUUCGGUGACAUGCUACAUAUAUUGGCCAGCGAGGACGACGUUCAGCUGUCGGAUGGAAUUGUGAUACCAGAGCACAGUUUCCGUCGAGCUCGUGGCCUGCUCGCACUCCGCGAAGGCAAUGAGAACCCAAGCGACAUCUUUCUGCGGCCUUGUGGACUACCUGCGAAACAUCAUGACGGCUCUGAUAUCAUGGUUGACGUCCAAAUGCGAGUGGUUCGAAGUGAGUCGUUAUUCCCCAUGUCCGACGAUGCUAUAAUUGAGGAGAAGGAGGACGAAGAGGGAGAGGAUCUCGCUGGAUCAGGGGUUGCAGUCGCCGAACUUGUUUACGCCGUCUGGAUCAUCUACUCGCGAAAUAUCCACUCCACCAGUAUGGGUGGAUCCAUUACUGACCAUGAGCCUCAAUCGCGUCCUCUGUCACCACCCUCCCAACCAGAGCCACCUACGUCUAUACCAUCGCCGCCACCUAGGACCUCAACUGACAGUCCCCGAGUGUUGAGCCCUUCGGACGAGCCGGAUGAAACAGACUCGGUUGCAAUGGAUGAGCCCUUGGACCACCCACCUCCGCAUACACCAUAUGUCCCGCAUGAAAGAAAGACGAUUGAGGACUUUACCAUCUUGGAGGAAAUGGGAUCUGGUGCGUAUGGUCAGGUCAAACUUGCUCGGUACAAAAGAGGAGAAGCCAGAAAAAUGGUGCUGAAAUAUGUGACCAAGAAACGAAUCCUUGUUGAUACGUGGACCAGGGAUCGGCGUUUGGGGACGGUGCCUUUGGAAAUCCACGUUCUCGACUACCUUCGUGGUGAUGGACUUCGCCACCCAAACAUAGUGGAGAUGAUUGACUUUUUUGAGGACGACGUGAACUACUAUAUUGAAAUGUUACCGCACGGCAUCCCUGGCAUGGAUCUGUUCGACUACAUCGAACUUCGGACGAAUAUGACGGAAGCAGAAAGUCAAAGUAUUUUCCGCCAGGUUGUCGAUGCCAUCCACCACCUGCAUACCAAAGCGCUCGUGGUCCACCGUGAUAUUAAGGACGAAAAUGUGGUUCUGGACGGCGAGGGUCGCAUAAAAUUGAUCGACUUUGGAAGUGCUGCUUAUAUCAAGAACGGACCCUUCGAUGUAUUCGUCGGUACUAUAGAUUAUGCCGCUCCGGAGGUUCUGCAAGGGAAACGAUACGGAGGGAAAGAACAGGACGUGUGGGCAUUGGGGAUUCUGUUGUACACGAUUGCGUACAAGGAGAAUCCGUUCUAUAACUUGGAUGAAAUACUUGACCACCCCUUACGAGUUCCGUAUCUGCCGUUUUCCGAAGAGUGCCUGGACCUCAUUCGCAAAAUGCUCGACAGAGAUGUAGAGAAACGAAUCACGAUUGAGGCAGUGCGGAACGAUGUGUGGCUCGAGGACGAUUGA